This is a messenger RNA of Peronospora matthiolae, 351 nucleotides long. The record is from the annotation of a GenBank genome assembly. Lineage: Eukaryota; Oomycota; Peronosporomycetes; Peronosporales; Peronosporaceae.
AUGAGCUCGGCCCUGGAUACCGACGCCGAUAGCUCACGCAGCCCGCAACGUCUGACGCUGGAAGAGAAAGUGUGGUUCGACCGACGACGCAAUGACAUUAAGUACUGCUCAAGUGUUGGUGGCGCUCUGGGCGCCGCAGUCGCCACCGCCGUUAUCACGUUUGGCCCAUUCCCGCGACGCGUUCAAUUCUUCGCGAUUGCAGGGGGAGUCGUGAUUGGUGGAGGGGCAGGGUUUCUUUAUGCAGAUAGCAUGGCACUCGAACGAGUGAAAGACUUGAGUGCCAGUAGCAACUUGCGCAAACAAUACCAGCAAAUUGAAAUGGAGAAAAAAGCGACCAAGACUUCCAAGUGA